CUUGUGUCAACUCUACUCCGUACAGAUAGGUGAGAUUCAAAUUCCAUCAUUAUCUUUGAAAAGAUUUGAUUGCUGCUUGACCCAACGAGUCUUCAUUUUUUACCUAUGUCUGUGGUUUCUCUCCUCGGCGUGCGGGUUCUGAAUAACCCUGCAGCGUUUACUGCUCCCUAUGAGUUUGAAAUCACGUUUGAAUGCCUUGAACAGCUUCAAAAAGACUUGGAAUGGAAGCUCACUUACGUCGGCUCCGCAACGUCGUCCGAAUAUGAUCAAGAACUUGACUCUCUAUUGGUCGGGCCCAUUCCUGUCGGCGUCAACAAGUUCAUAUUUGAAGCCGAUCCCCCAGAUCUUAAACGGAUUCCCACGUCAGAAAUACUGGGGGUUACAGUGAUAUUGCUGACGUGCAGUUAUGACGGGCGAGAAUUCGUCCGCGUUGGGUAUUAUGUGAACAACGAAUAUGAUAGUGAAGAACUUAAUAAGGAGCCCCCUACCAAACCCAUCAUCGAGAGAGUGAGACGCAAUGUAUUGGCAGAAAAGCCUAGAGUUACGCGUUUCCACAUCAAGUGGGACACCGACUCUGACCCAACUGAGUUCCCCCCCGUACAGCCGGAUGCGGAUGUUUUAGAAGAUGACGGAGAGACGUAUGGAGCUGAGGAGCUUGAACUCGAAGCCGCUCUCAAACGAGAGCUCGAAGAGCUAGAUAGUCAAGAUGCCGACAAAAUGGACGUUGGCGAAGGUCGCGACGAUGUCGAUGACAAUGAAUCAGACGCUGGCAGCGAAGACUUGGAAGGCGAAACCAGUGGCAGUGAUGACGAAGAGGAAGAAGAAGGCUUCGAAGGAGAAGACGAAGACGUUGAAAUGGGGGAUGACAGUAAUCCUACGCCUGAUCAACAUCAGCACCCUAAUCCUGAAGUUAUGGUCCAUUGAAUAGCGUGGCUUGACCACCAACUUAUGACCAUUUCCACCCGCAUCCUUUUACAUGAAUUUCUUUUUGGUUUUACGCAGCGAGAAAUGAUUCAUACACUUAUGUCCCCUGAUAUUAACAUACCCUUGCGCGCAUAUUUCCCUAUGCAAACCUGAUAUAUACCUACACAAUUGCCACAUUGAUUUAC
This is a messenger RNA of Coccidioides posadasii C735 delta SOWgp, 1109 nucleotides long. RefSeq names its product Histone chaperone asf1 (gene ASF1). The record is from RefSeq and is a predicted model, not a curated record. Gene Ontology annotation, biological process: nucleosome disassembly; nucleosome assembly; DNA replication-dependent chromatin assembly. Lineage: Eukaryota; Fungi; Ascomycota; Eurotiomycetes; Onygenales; Onygenaceae. Gene Ontology annotation, cellular component: chromatin; nucleus. Gene Ontology annotation, molecular function: histone binding.